Molecule: messenger RNA, 1887 nt
Organism: Aegilops tauschii subsp. strangulata
Lineage: Eukaryota; Viridiplantae; Streptophyta; Magnoliopsida; Poales; Poaceae
Biological process (GO): regulation of DNA-templated transcription
Molecular function (GO): DNA binding; DNA-binding transcription factor activity
Source: RefSeq, a predicted model, not a curated record
CCAUCCCAACCCCUUUUGCUCCUCUCGCCGCUUUGGGUCGGGGUUUUAGCGAGCUCAGGGAGGCCGGCCGGAGGCGACGACCGCCGUCGGGGAAGAAGAAGAAGACGCCCCACCACUCGUAUAUGUCUUCUUGCCCCUUCGCCGAUCUGGUGGUAGUCGCGCUGCUCCUCGCCGCCGCCGCCGUCGUCGCCGUCGUCCUCCUCCACGCCCUCGCCUGCGCCCCCCGAUCUAUGCACCAGGGGCUCCACGGCUGGAACAAGUCCUCGUCGAUGCUCAGGGACGGGUUCGGGGUGAAGUAUUCCGGAUUCCUCCACAUAAGGCCGUGUAGUUUCUUGCGAGGAGACUGACGGAUUCCCGGUGAUUCCGUCCGUCCAAUUUUUGACACCCAAGAGAGAGAAAAAGUUGUCCCCUUUUCCUAGUAGAGUUUUUCCCCUUCAGUUUUGCUAGUCAGUCAGUGUUGGAAGAAGAAGACGAUCCAUGGCCCCGCUGAGCGAGCACCAGAUGCGCCUCACGCGCGCCCUGGCCAAGAGGCCCAAGACCAAGAUGCUCACCGGGUUCGGCGUCAAACCCACCGCUGCUUUCUCCAAGCCGGCGCAGCUGCAGGCGCAGGCGCUGCUGCCCGGUGCGCAGCCGCCGCGGCGGCGCGUGCGCGUCCUGUACGAGGACCCCGACGCCACCGACUCGGACACGGACGACGAGGAGGCUGUCGCCGCCCCUGCUUCGUCCAAGCGCUGCUUCGAGCUGUUCCUUGGCAAGGCCCCGCCGGCCAAGGUGUUUGCCAAGCCGGUCACUCCGACCGCCGCGGCUUCUGCCGUCGCUGCCUGCACCACCAGCAGCGCCGAGGGCCACCGUGGGGUGCGCCUCCGCAAGUGGGGCAAAUGGGCGGCCGAGAUCCGCAACCCGUUCUCCGGCAAGAGGGAGUGGCUUGGCACCUUCGACACUGCCGACCUGGCCUCCGCCGCCUACCAGGCCGCCUCCCGGAGCUUUAUCGAGGAGAAGCGUCGCCGCCGUGGCCAGUCUGUGGCUGCGGCCUCACCUGCUCGGUCGGCUGCGUCAACAACACCGACGUCGUCUUCUACUACACCAACGGCAUCUUCGUCGUCCUCCACCUCGGCUGCUCCAUUCGCACACCCGUCGCCGUCCUCUGUCCUGGAGGCCACCAAGCCAGCAGCCGAGUCCCUGUCGCCUGAGCCGACCCCAGUUCCCGUCAUGUUGUCCACCACGGCUGAGACUGCGCAGCUUCCUGACGACCCAGAGUUCUACCAGGACCUCCUGCGUGGUCUCCAGCUGCCGGACAUCGACCCGAUGGACUUCCGCGCCGGGCUUGAUGCCUUGGACGUCUCCGAGGCGUCGGCUUACUUGGACGGCGAACAGGAUCUGCUGCUCGGUGACCUGGCCGACGAGGACCUCGAGCUGGACAUGGACCUCGACAUCGGCGACGACUUCCUGGAGAUGCCUGGCUGCGACUUUGGCCGGGGCAUGGAUGAUUUCCUGCAAACCGUCGAUUUCUGCGUGUGAAUUAAGAGAGGUUUAAGGUUUAUCUUUAAGUAAUGCUGGUGUGAUGGGCCUCCUGUGAGUGUAAUCCGUGUGCAUUGGGAGGGAGGAUAUCCUCUUGGGUUUUUCCCCGGGCAGCUCAAUCAGCUCGUGCCCAAGAUGGUGUCUGUUUUCCCUAGUCUCCCAAGCACAUUAGCGUUAUGGUGGUGAGAGUGAGAGAGUAUUUUUGAUAGUAGGUUACAUUGUGAUAAGUUAUAGUAGCUGCUGGUUAUGUUAUGUUCCUCUUUUAUGUUACCUGUCAAUGUUGGUCCAGACAUUGUAGCUGGCUCAAGACAAGUCUUGUGGCUGUUGCUCCUAGUAGUAUGAAUGAAAAAGAAAAAUAAGUUCGCAUUA